GAAAGAUUUAGUGGUAUCGAGAAAGGACCGCUGUCGAUCCCCCUGUUGGGAAGUGAAAUUACAAAAGAUACAACUACUAUUACUACAAUGCGUUCUUGUGCAGCAACAAGUGCAUGAUUCAACGCUGCUCGUGACUCGUGAACGUGAUCGACUAACUGAUUUAUUAAAUUGCGAAUCCAACAACUACAAUCAUAAUAUAGUUGACAAUCACAGUCAUAGCUUGGAAGGUGCCCGAAUAUCUCAUUCCGAUCGUCGUCAUUCAUUCACGCCUGCUAGAUAGCAGUUGCAAACGCAAUCAAUUUCACAGUGAGAAUAUAUCAGAGGACACCUAGAAGACAUGCCGUCUCACCAGGGCACCCGCCUCGGCAAUCUCUUGCAAUUACGAAAAAGCAAGCAGCAAACCGACGCAGACCACGAAGACGACAGCUGCGAAAGGAAAGUCGAUGCGGAAUUCGACAUUCUGCUGGAGGGACCGAAAAAAGCUGUCAUGAAGAUUCACCUCGGGGUGCGCGAUGAUGCGGUCGGACCAAACAGCAUCCGCGUCGAAACUGAAUUCUUCUCCUACGAGGGCGAAUUUCCUGAGGAGUUCGUCCCGCCGACGAAAGCAGACCUCGAAGAGGCCUUGGGCCUAUUGCUGCCGAAGUUGGACCGGGAACCCACAGGGGAGAAUUUAAAAGGCACGGCCGUCGAGGUGAUCAAAGAGAUGAUCACGCAGAUCGAGAAGAAGCAUGGCGCAGAGUGCGAAAAUGGAAUUCGAUUAAGUAAGAUCGUGCCGCUCGUGGCCUCCAAACUGAAUCCGGCGAAGAGACGCAGGGUGGAUUGAGCGACAGAAUGUGGAUGAAGCACUACACACCAAGACCAACUAGUACUAGACAAAUGAGGAGAAAAAAAGAAAGAGCUAAAAUCAUCUGUGAGAAUGAUGAAAGAAACGGCGCCGCUGUCGGAAGCAGGACAGAAGAUUCUUAUUUAAGAACGAGCACACUCUUGCAACUGCUUUUCAUUCAGAAGGAGGAAGCUGCACACACAGAAUGAUUCUACUACAGCUUGAUUGUGAUUG
This is a messenger RNA of Amoebophrya sp. A120, 1057 nucleotides long. Lineage: Eukaryota; Dinophyceae; Syndiniales; Amoebophryaceae. The record is from the annotation of a GenBank genome assembly.